AUGCAUAUUCUAAAUUCUUCUUUUUCUCAUUUUUCAGCUGAGCCAGUGGAUGUCCUCAAAGCAUUAGAAUUUCAUAAAUCUCCAGAAGGAAUAUCAAAAACAGCCGGCAUUUGCAUAAACAGAAAGAAUUCCAAAGGAUCAGAUGUUGCCUACAGAGUUACAAAAAAUGCACAACUCAGUGCCCCAACUAAACAAUUGUACCCAGGUGGAAAAUUUCCUGAAGACUUUUCAGUUCUACUUACAAUAAAACCUAAAAAAGGAGUCCAGUCCUUUCUUUUAUCUAUCUACAAUGAACACGGCAUUCAGCAGGUUGGCGUUGAGGUGGGCCGGUCACCUAUCUUCUUGUUUGAAGAUCAAAAUGGAAAGCCUGCCCCAGAAGAUUAUCCCAUCUUUGGUACAGUAAAUAUUGCUGAUGGAAAGUGGCAUCGGGUGGCCAUUAGUGUGGAGAAGAAAUCGGUUACCAUGAUUGUGGACUGUAAGAAGAAAACCACAAAACCACUUGAGAGAAGCAGCCCGGCGGUCGUUGACACCAAUGGCAUUACUGUCUUUGGAACACGAAUUUUGGAUGAAGAGGUGUUUGAGGGUGAUAUCCAGCAGAUGCUGAUUGUUGAUGAUCCCAGAGCAGCGUAUGAUUACUGUGAGCACUACAGCCCAGACUGUGAUUCUCCUGUGCCUAACGCUUCCCAAGCUCAAGAACCUCAAGUGGAGGAAUAUGGAACUGAAGAUUUAAUCGAAUAUGACUAUGACUAUGGGGAUCCAGAUUAUAAAGAUUAUAAAGACCUUGAAACUAUAACAGAUGGACCCCCACUAUACGACGAGACUGUAGCAUACACUGAGAAGAAGAAAAAAGCCCCAAAGAAGAAGAAGACAGGGAUCGCUAACUCAAAGAACAACCCCCAAAAGUUCAAAUUCAAAAAAUCUGAAACACUGUCAUCAAAGAAGAAGAAAAGCUCUCGAGCUGCAGCCAAAGGCAAAAUAGGGGCCAACGUUGUUGAUGAAUAUCAUGAAUAUAAUGUGGCUGACUAUGGAACUGAAGCUUACCAGACCGCAAUCCCUACUCAAACAACUGGACGAAAUGAGCAAACUCCUGUUGAAGAAGUAUUUACUGAAGAAUACGUAACGGGAGAGGAUUAUAAUUCAAAGACUAAAAAUAAUGAGGAAACAGAUUAUGGAAACAGAGGCGUAGACCACAGCGAAUCUGAAGUUCUGGUAGAUGGAGAUUUAGGCGAAUAUGAUUUUUAUGAAUAUAAAGAAUAUGAAGAGAAGCCAACCAAUCCUACUAAUGAGGAGUUUGGGCCUGGAGUUCCUGCAGAGACUGAUAUCACAGAAACAACCGUGAAUGGCCAUCAUGUAUAUGGAGAAAAAGGACAGAAAGGAGAAGCAGCUGUCAUUGAACCAGGAAUGCUUAUUGAAGGGCCUCCAGGACCUCCAGGACCGCCUGGUUUUACGGGCCCCUCUGGUAUGCAAGGCUCCACUGGUCCUCCUGGUGACCCCGGUGAUAGGGGUCCACCAGGACGUGCUGGUCUUCCAGGGGCUGAUGGCUUACCUGGACCCCCGGGUACCAUGUUAAUGUUACCAUUCCGCUUCAGUGGAGGUGGUGAGAAGGGCCCAGCAAUCUCACCUCAGGAAGCUCAAGCUCAAGCUAUUCUUCAGCAAGCCAGGAUUGCAAUGAGGGGGCCCCCUGGUCCAAUGGGACUUACUGGAAGAUCUGGUCCUGUGGGAAGUCCUGGUUCAUCCGGUAUCAAAGGUGACGGUGGAGAUCCAGGACCUCAGGGUCCUCGAGGUAUUCAAGGUCCACCUGGUCUGCCUGGAAAAUCUGGUAAAAGAGGUCGUCCUGGUGCAGAUGGAGCAAGAGGAAUACCAGGAGAAACAGGUUCUAAGGGUGACAGAGGUUUUGAUGGGCUUCCUGGCCUACCAGGUGAAAAAGGACACAGGGGAGAUCGUGGACCACAAGGGCCUCCUGGUGCUCCUGGGGAAGAUGGAAUGAGAGGAGAAGACGGUGAGGUUGGACCAAGAGGCCUUCCAGGUGAAUCUGGUCCACGAGGGUUAUUGGGUCCAAGAGGAACUCCAGGACUACCAGGACAACCUGGAAUCCCAGGCGUUGAUGGACCAUCAGGCCCAAAAGGAAACCUGGGUCCACAAGGCGAACCAGGACCACCUGGACAGCAAGGUAUCCCAGGUCCGCAGGGGCUCCCAGGUCCACAAGGUCCAAUUGGAGUUCCAGGUGAAAAAGGACCUCAGGGCAAACCUGGUCUGUCAGGACUUCCUGGUACUGAUGGCCCUCCGGGCCAUCCAGGCAAAGAAGGACAGUCUGGAGAGAAAGGUGACACGGGGCCUGCAGGUCCUCACGGUCCAGUUGGCUAUCCUGGUCCCCGUGGUGUAAAGGGUGCUGAUGGAAUCCGAGGUCUAAAAGGUGGCAAAGGUGAAAAGGGUGAAGAUGGCUUCCCUGGAUUUAAAGGUGAUAUGGGCCUUAAGGGCGAUAGAGGUGAAGUUGGUGCUCUUGGUCCUCGAGGAGAAGAUGGCCCUGAAGGUCCUAAAGGCCGUGCAGGUCCUACAGGAGACUCAGGUGGCCCUGGCCAAGCUGGAGAAAAGGGUAAACUUGGUGUUCCCGGUUUGCCAGGAUAUCCAGGAAGACAAGGCCCUAAGGUAAAUUUGCUACAGCAUUAGGGAUGUAUAUGUAAUUUAAGAUUUAAUAGUGCGUGCACAUUUGUUUAGGUAAAUGGAUGUGUAUGAGUUUGUUAUUUAGAAUUGAUCCAGUUGGAAUUAUAAAACACCUUUACUGCAAUCUAAACAUUACAUACUGUUCUUCUAAUGGAAGCAAGUCCUGUAAUUCUGUCUGUUUAACUUGAACUA
Molecule: messenger RNA, 2853 nt
Organism: Protobothrops mucrosquamatus (brown spotted pit viper)
Lineage: Eukaryota; Metazoa; Chordata; Lepidosauria; Squamata; Viperidae
Product: collagen alpha-1(XI) chain
Exons: 31
Coding region: 1-2667 (888 amino acids)
Source: RefSeq, a predicted model, not a curated record